UGUGAGGAGGGUCUGGCUGUGACGGCGAGCGCCGGGAGGGCGAGUGCGGCCGCUGUGAGCGGGGCCCGCGGGCGUCGCCGCCGCCGCCAUUAUUGUGGGGGGCAAAGCGGCGCAGGCGCACAAGCGACAUGCCCAAGUCAUGUGCUGCCUACAACUGCACCAACAGACAGAGCAAGAACAGGGGCCUGACCUUCCACAGAUUUCCCUUCAAACCCGACCUCUUUGAAGAAUGGGUGAACAAUGUAGGGAGGGCAGAAUUCCAACCGACCCAGCACACGGUAAUCUGCUCCGAGCACUUCAAACUGGAGUGUUUCAACACGUGGGGCAACCGGAAAAAUUUGAAGCACAAUGCAGUGCCCACAAUCUUUCACUACCCAGAUACCAUGAAGGUACAGAGUUGA
Messenger RNA from Callorhinchus milii (elephant shark), 401 nucleotides. Its product is annotated as THAP domain-containing protein 3-like. The record is from RefSeq and is a predicted model, not a curated record. NCBI's taxonomy places the organism in Eukaryota, Metazoa, Chordata, Chondrichthyes, Chimaeriformes, Callorhinchidae.